Hydractinia symbiolongicarpus is the source of this 3603-nucleotide messenger RNA. Its product is annotated as TNF receptor-associated factor 3-like. The transcript has 7 exons. The coding region runs from base 106 to 1788 and encodes 560 amino acids. The record is from RefSeq and is a predicted model, not a curated record. NCBI's taxonomy places the organism in Eukaryota, Metazoa, Cnidaria, Hydrozoa, Anthoathecata, Hydractiniidae. Gene Ontology annotation, molecular function: zinc ion binding.
UGACAAAAACAGACGAAAAUUAAAAAGGGAGGGAGAAAAUAGAGAAAAGGAACUAACUGUCGACUGAUUUUGCGAUUGUUUCUAAAAUUAUUUAGGUAUAUACUCAUGGAGAAAGGUUUUACUGAAGGUUAUGAUGUUGAAGUUGUAUCAAAUGACAACCCAGAUAUGUAUUGCAUGGUUUGUUUGAAGUUGAUGCGAAAACCUGUGCAGUUUUUUUGUACUCAUGGGUCAUGCCAAUCAUGUUACGAAAAUAUUAUCAGAUCAUCUACAUUGGAGAAGCCAGUUUUGUGUCCAACAUGUCGGUCAGAGAUUGCAUGUUCCAAGGUAUUUCCUAAUGAGAUGGUCCAUCGUAUGAUACUUGGUGUGAACGUAAAAUGUGUCAACACAAGGAGUGGAUGUGAAUGGAUUGGUACUCUGGGGAAUUUACAGGAGCAUUGCAAUGCAUCGUGCAUGUUCACUAUUGUUCAAUGUCCUUGCAAGAAUUGCGAUUUUAAGGUGGUGCGGGCAAAUUUACUGAAUCAUCAAGAGACAUGCAAGUUUCGAUUGGUAGUGUGUAGUUAUUGUAACGUGAACUAUUUUUUAAAGGAUGAAGAGAAUCACUUUAAUGACUGCACAGAAAAGCCUGUUAGUUGUCCUAACAAAUGUGGAGAAAACAUUGGAAAACACGAGUUACGACUUCACUUGGAAAAUUGCAAACACAAGGAGAUGUUGUGUCCUUACAAAAUUUGUGGUUGUGAACAUAAGGUGAGUGGCAAAGAUAUGGAAUCACACCUAGCAGAUUCUGUGCAUUACCAUCUCAGCUUGGCAACUACUUCUAUGCUGCAAAACAAAAACCAUAUGCAGACUGAACUUAAAGAAUUUAAACACACCAUGCAGAAAAGGUUUCAAGUAUUAGAACAUAAAAUUGAUGAAAUAAGCACGGAAUUAACAGCUUCGCAACCACCCUCUAAAGAUCUCAAUGAAGCUAUGGUAAAUACUUUGUUGGGAAAAUGUUUUGCUUACCUUGAUUGCGAUGCUCCAUUGACAGAAUUAAUUGAGGAAUUUAAUUCGGACAUGAAAACGUCUCGAAAUGAAUUCCAAGAGAUUGCUGAAAGAGAUGUUUCCUUUAUUCACUUUCGAGAGAUGAAAAAAAAAUCAAAGGAAAGUUUUGAGUGUUUUUUAAAAGAAAUAAAAUCGUAUCAAGAAAGUUUUGAAGAUUUCUGGUCUUCUGACAAGCUUGCAGAUGUUAGUAUUUUGCAGGAAAAAGAUCUGCACGCACUUAAAAGUUAUGCUAAAUCGUAUUUUGACGACCUAAAUGAAAAAUGUGGAAAUGAGCUCAAAAAGUUUAAAGAUACUUUCAAAAAGAAAGACUGGGGAAUUGAAUACGAAAAAGUAUUUAAGGAAAUAACUGGAAAGAUUUUGACUGCAGAUAUACAUAAUGACGUCACUUUAUGGAGAGUCGACAAGAAAACAUUGAGUACGGUUGGUCAUGCUGAACGCUUCGUUAAGAAAAACAGUCAGAAUGAGGAGGAUUGUUUGCUGGUGACCAAACAAGAAUCUUCAUUGGAAAUCAAAUAUAGGUUUUGGUCUUCAUCUCCGUACGCAAAAGCUACCUUUCAACUUUUAAACCAGAAGGAACCGAUGGUCUAUAUGCCAAAAUGCGUUAAGUACAUGGAGAAGGAAAGAAAGAAGAUGAACGGGGGUAUACUUCAUAAUGUUAUCGCUGAGUUUCCAUCCCUGGGAUGUUUACCUUCGCAAGUCUAUUGUGGUGGUUCUUUUUAUUUGCGUACCGAAAAAACAUUUAAGUAAUACAGUAGGCGUUAAAAAUUACCAUGUAUAUUUCGAACUACAUAUCACACUUGUCAUGGAUGAUACCGCCUAUAGAUUUAAUCCUAAGUUUCUUUUAUUUUUGUACUUAAUUCUGUAUUUUUAUAAACAAGGACACUAAUUCUGGUAACUCGAUAAAAAUGUCUCGUUUUCAAAAGCUAGUUAAAUUCAAUUAGUCUGAUAUGUCAAAAAUAUUUUUUGUUGCAGGGAUAUUUAAAUGACAGGAAGCGGUGAAAUCGCUAUCAAUCUUAAUGUAUGAUAAUGUCAGAAAGAGUUUGUGCUAGAAAAAAGAAAAUGAUAAAAAAAUACUUCAUAAUUUUUGUAGGGGACUCAAGCUAAUCCAUUUUACAAAAUUUCUGUUAAGAAUGAUUUUUAACAUUUAAUAAUAACGGUCUAUUUUAUGUAUUAGAAUAUGGAAAGGGUGCCUUUAGCUGAAUAAACUAAUUUGCCUGCGGAAAAUAUUCAGAAAGAUCCAUAGGUCUAUGCUAGAAUUAAUUUUUGCGAAUUUUUUUAAACACACACGAAAAACCUUCGGUAAUUGCUAAACACUUAUUCCCUAUUAGAUAACAUCACCAUCGUCUUCAAAUACCAUGUUCACUAACAUCACCAUCAUCUUCAAAUGCCAUGUUCACUAAAAUCACUAUCAUCUUCAAAUGCCAUGUUCACUAACAUCACCAUCAUCUUCAAAUGCCAUGUUCACUAAAAUCACUAUCAUCUUCAAAUGCCAUGUUCACUAACAUCACUAUCAUCUGCAACAACAUGAUUUCCAACAUCUCUAUCAUCCCUAACAUGAUCACCAUGAUCACCGUCAUCACCAUCACUAACAUCACCAUCAUCAGUGACGUCUCUAUUAUCAGUGACAUCUCCAUCAUCAGUGACAUCUCCAUCAUCAGUGACGUCUCUAUCAUCAGUGACAUCUCCAUCAUCACUGACAUCACCAUCAUCAAUGACAUCACCACCAUCAGUGACGUCACCAUCAUCAGUGACAUCACCAUCAUCAGUGACAUCACCAUCAUCAGCGACAUCACCAUCAUGAAUUUUUUUCUGUCAAGUAUACCAAAAGUAUGAUUUUUUUUCUUUUUAAACACAAUUUACGCUAUUUUUUUUCUUCUGGUUUACCUAAACUGCAUAUAAUUCACAUGUGAAUUUCGACUUUAAAAGUCCUUAUUUAAUGUCUGCCACAUAAAAAUGGUAUAGAUUGAGGAACAAAAUUGUAGCAAAUUCUUUUUUUGCGAAAUUGGCGUAAUAUCAGGACUUGCUAAAAUUCUUGCAAAAAUUAAUUACCUUGAGUUAUUUAUAGUCAUAACUUGUAAAUGCAUUAAAAAAUAUUAAGUCUCCGUGACAUACCAACGUUUAUUGCAGGGAUAGUUUUAACAUAAGUUCAGUUUUUUCCUGAAAAGUCCGUAUGUUGUUAUAUACCACCCAAAUAGUCGCGUAACCGUCUGGCUUUCAGAAAAUCUGAUUUGAUAUUUUUAGGUAAGGAUAAGGUCGACAUCAAUACUAUAAGAACUUAGAAUGAACCGUAUCAUAUAUUUCGGAUUAUUCUUCUACGCAGGUGCAUUAAAGCCUCUUUUUAGGCAUUUUUGAAAGAAAAUUCUAGAAAAGUGUCAAUAUAUUAACAAAAGUCUUGUGUACAUCUUGCAGAUAUUUAGUCUCCUCUGUUUUAUUCAGGGGUUUAGUAUUAAAAAAUCUUAAAGUUGAACUCCAUCAUGGUGUCUAUAUUUGUUGCAUAAAUAUUGUAAAUUUAUUGGUGUAAGUGUAAUUAUUUAAAUUGAGAAUACAAUUGUAACACUCAUA